AUGUUGAGACAGUUCCUGAUCACAAUUGCACUCAUACUAUCCUUUGUUACUGCCACCACCACCACAUCUUUCCAAAACUUAUACAAUUUUGAACCAACAUGGGAAAAUCUUCAUUAUACACGUUCAGUUGAUUUGAAUCGAGGAUACGUUAAAGAAACUGAUUUAAUCGAUUUGAAAAACAUUGCUUCUACUCCACAAGCUGAAUACUAUUUCACCAUUAAUGAUGGGUUUGAUAGUGUUGGUAACAUUUCUUAUUUUGUUGUGGCACUGAUUGAUCAAUCGGUUGAAAUUGCCUUUGAAGAAAUUGUUGCCGGUCAGAUCUAUAAGUUGCAAUUACCAGCUCCAGUGGCACCUGGGUCAAAUAUUGAAAUUGAGAUUAGUUAUGUUUAUACCAAUACUUUGGAACCUAUUCCUAAAAAACUCAAAUUGGAUGAAUUACAACAAUUGUUGUACAAGACGAAUAAAUUUCCUUAUUCGCCGUAUGUAACCAAGGAUUAUACUUUUGUGUUAACAGGUAUGACCAAAGGUCAAGAAAUGCAAUUGAACUUGGAUGAUGUUGCUGAAUCUGUUCUUGAAACAAAAGAUACCCCGGAGUUGAAACCUAGAGUUGAUCAAGAUACGUUGAAAUAUGGUCCAUUGGUCCAUGACAUUGAACCAUUUACGUUGAAACCAAUGGGGUUAAUGUAUGACCAUAACCGUCCAUUGACUAGAGUGCUCAAUUUAAACCGAUCAAUUUGGUUGCCUGCAUCAGACAUCAACCGAGUUUCAAUUGAAGAGUACUAUGAAAUAACCAAUGCUGGAGCUGAACUAUCAUCAGGAUUCUCGCGUUUGGAAUGGUUAAAGGGAAGAUAUGAAGCUACAAGAAACCAUUGGGGUUUAAGCCACUUGGAAAUCCCUCUCAAGGGUCGUAAUAUGGAUGAUUAUUACUAUACAGAUAAAGUUGGUGUUGUUUCAAGUUCGAAAAACAUUGCCAAUUUCCUAAUCUUGCAACCUAGAUUCCCUCUUUUCGGCAACUGGCAUUACAAUUUCACUUUGGGGUGGUCAGAAAAUUUGGAUUUAUUCCUUCACAAGAUAGACAACAAGCAAGCUGGCAAUGAUGAAUAUAUUAUCAAGUUUCCCCUCUUGAAUACGGUUCGUGAUGCCACUUAUGACGAUGUCUAUAUUGACUUCUAUUUACCUGAAGGUGCUGAAUUUAUCAAUGUGUCAUCAUUACUUCCAUAUGAAUCAGUGAAUGUUGACAAUGAGUUGUCAUAUUUGGAUGUUUCUAAAGGUCAUGUUAAAGUCACAGUACACUUCCAGAAUUUGUUUGAUGAUUUACAAAAAGUGGACUUGUUUUUGAUCUAUAAAUAUAGUCCAACUAACCUUUAUGUUAAAGUGGGUAAAAUCGCCGGAUUUGUGUUUGUGGGAUUGAUUAGUUAUUACUUGUUGAAUAUUUUAUAG
Messenger RNA from Lodderomyces margitis, 1440 nucleotides. It is a transcript of the gene OST1, whose product is annotated as dolichyl-diphosphooligosaccharide--protein glycotransferase subunit. Lineage: Eukaryota; Fungi; Ascomycota; Pichiomycetes; Serinales; Debaryomycetaceae. Bases 1 to 1440 code for a protein of 479 amino acids. The record is from RefSeq and is a predicted model, not a curated record. The transcript has a single exon. Gene Ontology annotation, cellular component: oligosaccharyltransferase complex; membrane.